Molecule: messenger RNA, 1788 nt
Organism: Fusarium fujikuroi IMI 58289
Lineage: Eukaryota; Fungi; Ascomycota; Sordariomycetes; Hypocreales; Nectriaceae
Exons: 5
Coding region: 1-1788 (595 amino acids)
Biological process (GO): positive regulation of transcription by RNA polymerase II
Cellular component (GO): nucleus
Molecular function (GO): transcription cis-regulatory region binding; zinc ion binding; DNA-binding transcription factor activity, RNA polymerase II-specific
Source: RefSeq, a predicted model, not a curated record
AUGCGUUCUUUUUCAGGCUGCCAAACUUGCAGAAGCAGAAAGCUCAAAUGUGAUGAAGCAAAACCAGUUUGUGGAGCAUGCAGUAGAAGUUCAAGAACUUGCAGUUAUUCCAGGAGAUCGGUGUUUCGGCCUUUCCAAAGUUAUGCUAGAAAGAGGAGUCGAAGCGAGGUUGUUGGAGAUUUUGAUGCGAUGCAUAACAGUGACGUUUUUGAGGCGGAUCAUGUCUGGGUUGAUGUUCCGGACGAACUUCACUUCGUCCAUGUUGAAGAUCCUUACGCGGAGCAGGAUAGCAUAAGGAUUGACUAUCCUGAUGAAACAAGGGAGACAUCUUAUACUGCCGAAGCAGAGCAGGUUUCUGAGUCUCCUGGGCCAGAAUUAGACCUGUGGGCCGACGAUUCUCUUGUAGUUGAAGGGCAAGCAUAUGCUCCGGACGCCGAGUCAGAAGCUCCAACUCCUAGCGAACAUCCAGAUCGCUCAAGACUGGCAACACUUCAUCUUCUAAAGCAUUAUAAAGAAGGGCCAGGCAUCUGGUUCGACAUCUUUGACACUGGCUGUUACUUCUCGGGCAAAGUCCCUGUCAAAGCUGCAACUAGUCCCUUGCUCAAAUCAUCCAUGUGUGCGAUCGCAGCUAAGCACUUAUAUCGUGUGAACAAGAGUCGCCUUGAUUUAAUGAUCGAUUCUAGAUGGCAAGGAUACGACUGGCGCUAUGAAUCUGCAAAGCACUACGAUGAAGCUAUUCACCAUUUGAAAAGUGCGGUUGACCUUUGUACGUACGAGAAUAACUUGAGCGAUAAAGAGGAUAUGCUUGCUGCAGUUGCUAUCCUUUGUAUCUACGAACUAAUGGAUGCACCUGGGACAGCUUGGAGAGCCCAUCUCAGCGCUUUGCCUCUGUUUAACCCAGCGGAGGAUGCUUCACAUCCUGCUUCACCGGUGGUGAUACCGCGCACGGCUAUUCAGGGUCCUAUUCUUUGGAGUUUAGCACGUCAAGAUCUUCUCUGCGCUUUCAUUAGCGAAACGCAGACUCGUCUUGAUCUCAAAGACGUGCGUCUUUGGCAGAAUGCAGGUCUUGCAACCACAGCAGAUGGAACCCUCAUGCCCUUCAGUCCGCCAUGCUCAGCGGAUAUUCGCACCGUAGCUGAUAUCGAGGAAGAUACCAAGAGUAAUGAGCUAACUUGGCUCAUUGGCAAGCUCUCAAAUCACCUCACCUCGGGCGACGCAAUAAAUCCUUCUGACUACGCACUCCCUCUCGGUCAACGUCCAACCAUUGGCGUCACGCAAGAACGCCUCCUGGAACGCUGGAAGAUGCUACUCAAAGAAUUCAAGAAAUGGCACGAUAGUCUCCCAUCAACAUUCAAACCUUAUGCCCGAACACCAUAUCACUCUUCAGAUUCCUGCUUCAGUAGUUUCACCCAGAUAUGGUACGAACUCCCGAUCUGCGCCGCAACAAUGCAAAACUACCAUAUGGCCAUGAUCCUCCUCCUCGUAAACCAGCCACAAGAAUCGACAUUCAUUCGUUCUACUGUCUCGGCACGAUUAAAGUCUUAUAGACAGAUCCAACAAGAGGUACAUCAUUACGCAAGAGAGAUUUGCGGUGUAAGCCUAGCGGAGCCCUCGGAUCCUGUGAGGGCGAAUUCAGUGCAGGCAUUGUUCGUGGCGGGGCAGGUGUUUUAUGAGAAAGGCGAGCAGGAUGCGGUUCUAAAGCUUCUGGAUGAUAUUGAGAAGGAUUUGGGAUGGACUACCAGGUUUCAUCGGGCAAAGCUUAUAGAUGAGUGGCCUAAGGAUAGCUAA